GCAUCUUCUCUUCAAGCAUACAUCAAUCAUGCAUUAUAGAGAGUUCGACCAAAAUAGUCGCAUGCUUCACUGCUUGGCGCCGAUCAUGGAUGGCUACGUAAAUAUGAGAGGACUCCAGUCACUGUAGCGUUCCUCUUUCAAUAAUUGACGAGUCGGGUAUAAUAUUUAAUUUUCAAAUGACUUUGCUAGCAUUUACAGCGUCAUUCACUUUUUUUCAUUUUUAUAUUAGCUGCAACAAGUAAACGCCCAACAAAUGCGUGAGCUAUCUCAAUUUAAACUUAAGUUGGCGGCGCGGGCCUUUGUAUUAGACGAUAAGACAGCUGUUCGGUCGAUAAUGACCGAAGCAAACAGGAACUGUCUCUUCCUGUCACGUAGUACAACAACAGAAAGAUCUGAUUUUUCGUAUUUCUGAAUGGUACUAGUCGCUAUGCAGCCUAUACAUCAGUUCCUCUUCUUGUCUACACGCAUUCCAUUUCUCGGCGUCUUUGGAAGGCCAUCAUACGAUGAACGGGUUUAUCCGACGCCGCCACUGGGCCAGGGCAAGACUGGUGGUUGGCUGUUUAGUCGUAGUUCUUCCUCCAUCGCUUUUGUGUUCUGGAUUAAAAUGCCGGGAGGUACGCAGCCUGGGAAAGAAUGAGAAUGCCAUAAAUCCACUCUCUCAGGAGACGAUAACAGUGGUGGCGGUCUGGCCACACCGUAGAAUGAAGUUCGAUCUUGAAAUUGUAGCUUCGGCUAACAAGAUCAAACUGAAAGCCCAGUUCGUCAUGUACCAGCACCGGUUGAGUGUCGCUUUGUGGGAAGCAUCGUUGGCCAGCCUUUCAAAUAAUUCAUCGAAAUGCUUCUGCUUAAAGCCUGCCGAAGACAGACAUUUUAUGAUUAGCAUGAAACAGGAUGAUACUCCAGAAGAUAAUAUUAUAAUCAGGUCAAACGACGAAAUAAUUCUUAAGAGUGGGAUACAUGUUGAAGAAAAAUCCUAUUUCUUCAACCUGACUAACUUAGACAAAGUCAAACUAAAUGUCAGCUUUUGUGAGAAAGAAACGACUCAAGAAUCAUCACUCUUGCCACCUGCAUCGCUUCUAGAUUCAAGCAAUUGCUCCUUGAAUGAGAUAUAUUCCAUGAUGCAAAGAGAAGACACAUCAACAAACAGUAUUUUCUACAAAAAUUAUGAAAUCAUUUACGUCAAUUUUGGAUUUGGGUUAACGCUGUUGGUUGCGCUCUUUUGUGCCCUGUGCAAAUGCAAACGAAACUUAAAAGGGAGAGAAAGACAAAAUGGCGUGUCACCACCACCAGAUGACGACAGAGUCCAGGCUGACAGAGAAUCUGUGGGGUCUCAUAUUUACGAGGACCCAUACCAGUUUCUCAACACAGUCACGAGUAAUGCUGUCUGAAUACUUUCGUGGUGUGUGUGUGUGUGUGUGUGUGGCAUCAACAGAAUCAAAUGGCCGUUAUUGUCUCUCAUCUAAACCAACUGACAUGAUACUGUAGCCUUGGGUACUUUUGCGUGUGCAAAAACUAAAACUCAUGAU
This is a messenger RNA of Macrobrachium nipponense, 1526 nucleotides long. Its product is annotated as enoyl-[acyl-carrier-protein] reductase, mitochondrial-like. Gene Ontology annotation, cellular component: mitochondrion. Bases 504 to 1388 code for a protein of 294 amino acids. The record is from RefSeq and is a predicted model, not a curated record. The transcript is spliced from 4 exons. Gene Ontology annotation, biological process: fatty acid metabolic process. NCBI's taxonomy places the organism in Eukaryota, Metazoa, Arthropoda, Malacostraca, Decapoda, Palaemonidae. Gene Ontology annotation, molecular function: trans-2-enoyl-CoA reductase (NADPH) activity.